Molecule: messenger RNA, 1584 nt
Organism: Tilletiopsis washingtonensis
Lineage: Eukaryota; Fungi; Basidiomycota; Exobasidiomycetes; Entylomatales
Product: subtilisin-like protein
Exons: 4
Coding region: 1-1584 (527 amino acids)
Biological process (GO): proteolysis
Molecular function (GO): serine-type endopeptidase activity; tripeptidyl-peptidase activity
Source: RefSeq, a predicted model, not a curated record
AUGAGCCUCAACGGCGCCGACAUGGCCGGCCUGACGGCGCGCAUGGAGAGCAUUGCUGCAUCCGGUGGCAAGUGGCUCACCGAGGCCGAGCUGGCGCAGUACGCCUCGCCCUCGGCCGCCGACGAGGCCGCCGUGCGCGCCUUCCUCGUCAAGAACGGCAUCCCGGCCUCGGCGCAGAAGUGGUCGAAGCUGCGCGACAGCGUCUCGGUCGACAGCACCGUCGGCCAGACGGCCAAGCUCUUCCAGGCGCAGUUCCUCGAGUACAGCGUCGACGGCCAGCGCGCGGCGCGCACCAAGGCCUACACGAUCCCCUCCGAGAUUGCCAACAGCGUGCAGGACGCCUACCCGCUCUCGACGUACGGCUCGAUCCGCCGCGCCUCGACGGGCUUCACGCCGCUCGCCGAGGAGGACAUUCCGGCCGGCGAGGCGGCCGAGGAGGAGGCACUCGAGCGCCGCCAGUCGACGCCCAGCAGCUGCAGCACCAACUCGGUCACGCCGGCGUGCCUGCGCGCGUACUACGGCACGAGCAGCGUCACGCCCAAGGCCACCUCGGGCGUCGUCGACAUCGGCGUUAUGGGCUACAUCGAUCAAUAUGUCUCGAACACAGGUGAUGCAGACCUAAAGACGUUCAACCAGAAGUACCGUUCCGACGCUGCUGGCUACUCGAUCCCGAUUCAGCUGCGCAACGGUGCCACGAACGACCAGAGCAACCCUGGAGUCGAGGCCAUGCUUGAUGUCGAGACUGUCGUGAGCCAGACGUACCCUCUGAACAGCCAAUUCAUCGCCGAGGGCACCUCGCAGACGGCCGGCGACAUCUUCCUGCUCACAUUCAACGACUUCAUCAACAACUACAGUGCAAGCACCCGGCCGAAGGUCAUCAGCAUCAGUUACGGGUCGGACGAGAAGGAGUUCUCGUCGUCGCAGGCCAACUCGAUGUGCAAUGCCGCACAAAAGCUCACGUCGCUCGGCGUGACUAUCGUGGUUUCAUCCGGCGAUUACGGCGUCGGCGGCCAGUCGGGCGAUACGUGCCCGAAUUUUGUGCCUACUUAUCCUGGCGGCUGCCCCUACAUCCUCUCCGUCGGUGCCACGCAGGGCUUCUCGCCCGAGGUGAUGGUCGACAACAACCUGGCCGGCUUCUACAGCGGCGCGGGCGCAUCCCAGAUAUUCUCGACCCCCAGCUUCCAGUCGUCGCAGGUCUCGGCGUACAAGAGCAAGAUCCCCUCGUCGGCCUCGGGCGAGUACAACGCCAACGGACGCUUCUUCCCGGACCUGGCGGCGCAGGGCAGCCGCUACGUGAUCGUGCAGAAGGGCCAGACGGGCCUCGUCGGCGGCACCUCGGCCUCGUGCCCGCUCGUCGCCUCGCUCCUGACGCUGCAGAACGCUCGCCGCCGCGCUAACGGCCAGGACUCCAUUGGCUGGGCCAACCCGGCGCUGUACUCCAAGAGCAACCUCAAGGACAUCACUUCUGGCGGAUCGUAUGGCUGCGGCUCGAGCACGACCAACGGCUUCCCCGCGGCUAGCGGCUGGGACGGCUCUUCGGGCCUGGGCAGCCCGAGCUACUCGGCACUCACCGCCGUCUUCUAG